This is a messenger RNA of Akanthomyces muscarius, 4335 nucleotides long. RefSeq lists its product as uncharacterized. Gene Ontology annotation, molecular function: UDP-glucose:glycoprotein glucosyltransferase activity. The record is from RefSeq and is a predicted model, not a curated record. The transcript has 4 exons. Bases 1 to 4335 code for a protein of 1444 amino acids. Gene Ontology annotation, cellular component: endoplasmic reticulum. Lineage: Eukaryota; Fungi; Ascomycota; Sordariomycetes; Hypocreales; Cordycipitaceae.
AUGCAAGCGGCGUUCACUAGCGGACCAUAUUUACUCGAACUACUUGAAACCGCGACGGCCGAGAACUCUUCUGCUUACUUUCCUUUGCUCGAUCGAGUUGCUACUGGGCGGUUCCUCAAAUUUACCACCGAGGCAGAGCUUUAUGAUGAAUUUAUCAGUGUUGUUCGAGAUAAUGGCCAUAUCAGCAGCCCUGAGGCGCUAUCCACAUUCAACCUUGGCCUCGCUUUGCGCUCUUCCACUCCAAGAGUCGAAGCACACUAUCAAUACUAUGACACAGCGGUCGCGUCAGCCGAGAUAGACACAUCAUGCGAGGCAUGGGUCCUCUUGAACGGAAACCAAUAUUGUACACCGCAAUUGGAUACUGCUGUGAAGACCGGGCUGUUCCACUCAAAAAUAUCCGCGUUGCCUUUCGACCGCUCCAUUGGUGCUGGCAACGAUGCAGUUCUAUAUGCGGAUCCUACAUCUCCUAACUUUGGGAGAUUCCAUAAGCCGCUCGCGGCAGCCGCCGAAGCAGGCGAACUCAAAUACCGUGUACGAUACCGUCGCUCAGCACUUGCUAGCAACAAGGCGCUGCCGGUCAGCGGCUUUGGAGUCGAACUGGCCCUCAAGAGAACGGAUUAUAUCGUCAUUGACGAUAGAGAAUCGCAAAAUGACGUCGGUGCACAAAAGAUCUUCAACACAGAAGCUAUGUUUGAAGUGCAAGAGUUGACCGAUCUUCGCCCACUUUCCACUUCAGAGCUAGCAGCCUUGGGCAUGAAAUCUUCUUCGUUUAUCCAGAGUAGCAAAAAUCCUUUUGAGACUCUUGUCAAACUCAUGCAAGACUUUCCAAAAUUCUCUGCAUCAGUCUCUGCACAUAAUGUGUCGACAAGCUUUUCGGAGGAAUACCAACGAGGUCACAUACAGCGAGUACCAAGAGGGGCUAACGCACUGUGGAUGAAUGGUUUGCAGCUGAUAGAGCGCCAAAUCGAACCGUUCGCCCUGGUUGAAAUGCUGCGUCGCGAGCGCAAGCUCAUUGAUGCCGUUCGCAAUCUCGGGUUGGACGGAGCCGAUGCCAUAUCACUGCUCGGGCAUGAGAAAGUCGCAGCAGCCAAGUCCGAUGCGGGGGACGCGAUGCGAUAUGACUGGACUGAUAGAUCGGAGGACGGCCACGCUAUCAUUUGGUUAAACAAUCUAGAGCAGGACGCUCGGUAUGCCCAAUAUCCAGGCGAAUUGAGUUCGCUGCUCCAACGCACGUUUCCUGGACAAAUCCCCCCAAUUGCCAAGAACAUAUUUAAUGUCGUUACUGCCAUCGACCUCUCAGAUGCGGAUGAUCUGACCACUUUGGCCCAACUCAUGGGGCUGAUCAUCCGUGGAAUCCCGGUUCGCUUCGGUAUCGUGCCCGUUACAACAAAUCCGGAAGCAUUAAAGCAAGCAAAGGUCAUAUAUCAUUUGAUGGAUACAUACGGCUUCGAGUCUCUCCAAGCCUAUGUUGACGGCCUCGGCGAGGAGCCGAACCCAGCAUUGGGCGAAGCCAGCUUUCUUCAAGCUAUCGAUGGCCUAACACCAGUUGCUGAUACCCACGCUCAAGAGUUUUCCAGAAUCCUGGAGACCGAAGACUUCGAUAUAAAAGUGAGAAUGGCCGCUCGGUGGAUUUCUAGACUAAAGGGCGCAGACAAAUCUGCACCAGCCUUCUUCGUCAACGGAGCUCUAACAGCUCGUGCCGCGAACUGGCUACAAAGCAUGAGCAUGCAAAUCUCAGAGGAUCUCCAAACGGUCCAGAAGGGUGUCUAUCAUGGUGUCAUUGACGAUGAUGCGUGGGUUCCCCAAAUCUUCUUGGAAGAAGCUUUGAGUCGUCGCAACGAGUACCUUUCUGUGGACGAUGCUCAUCCUCUUCGAAUUCUAGAUGUCAACAAACUAUACAGUGACCAUGAGGACUUAUUCAGCAUCAUUCCAGUACAAACAUGUGACCUGAAAUCAGGAAAGGAAUUGUGGGCUGUUGUAACAGUCAUCGCUGAUGCAACCACUCCGCAUGGCGUGGAGCUUAUUAUGUCCGCCCUCAAGUUCAAGCAGAGCAGCCCAGGAGUGCAACUUGACCUCAUCCAUAACCCCAUCCAUACAGAGCGGGCUUCGGAUAUCAACGGAGCUUUGAAAGCCGAGUCUGGUCUGUUCGAUUUCAAAACGAUCGAUGAAGUUCGGAAAACUGUGCGACAGGCGAAGUCGGGCACCUCAACUGGUGCCUAUGCAAUUGCCCUGAAGCGAUUUCUCUCAUAUACGAACACACAGCCAGGCAGCAGCAGUGUACUCCUAAAUGGACGCAUUAUUGGCCCGAUUGCUUCCGAAGCUAGCUUCACAGAGGACGACUUUACACAGCUUCUAGGAGUUGAACAGAAAGGCCGAAUUCUUCCUGUGCUUGAAGCUCUCGACGAUCUUCAUCUGGGCGACAAAGUUUCUGGUCCUAUUUCAGCCGCCAAAUUGACGUCUAUUACGGCCUUAUCAACCAUCUCUGACCUACCAGAAGGCAUUUUUGAGUCAUCAUCUUCUGCUCGAUCAAUGAUCUAUGAAAAAUGGGAUGCGAAGCACACAACAAUCGAAGUUGGCGAUUCGAAAAGCGCCAGCAUCCAUCUCGUUGCCUUGCUCAAUCCACUAAGUGAGCAAGCUCAGCGAUGGGCACCUCUCCUAAAAGUUUUGUCUGAGCUUGACGGCGUGUAUCUAAAAUUGUUCCUAAAUCCCAAGGAAAAGCUUGAAGAGCUGCCCAUCAAGCGCUUCUUCCGUUACGUUCUAGAAUCCAAGCCCUCAUUUGACGAAGAUGGCGCCGUUAAAGGUGGGCAGGCUAUUUUCGAUGGACUCCCCACGGAAGCUCUCCUUACACUUGGAAUGGAUGUGCCCCCUGCUUGGCUGGUUGCAGCUAAAGAGUCGCUGCAUGACCUGGACAAUAUCAAGCUUUCUUCCACGAAAUCCGACGUCGACGCAACUUAUGAGUUAGAACAUAUUCUCAUCCAGGGUCACUCUAGAGAAGGGAAAUCCAGCCCCCCUCGUGGUGCUCAGCUUGUCCUGGGAACAGAGAAGGACACACACCUGACUGAUACAAUUGUCAUGGCGAACCUUGGAUUCUUUCAAUUCCAAGCCAACCCUGGCAUCUUUGAUAUCCAUUUGAAAGAGGGUCGUAGUGCCGACAUUUUCGAGAUCGAGAGUGUAGGUGCACAGGGUUGGACGGCUGUCCCAGGCGAUGAGGGCACGUCUCUGGCUUUACUUGAUUUCCAAGGAACAACCCUUUAUCCCCGACUUUCCCGUAAGCCCGGCAUGGAAGAGGUUGAUGUUCUAGAGGGAGACGAGGCCGCACCUGAUAGCAUUGUCUCGAAAGGCUUCAAGCUGGCAGAGGGUUUCUUGGGCAAUGCCCUCGGCAAAAAGUCUGCUUCUGAUUUGGAGCACGCUGAAAUCAACAUUUUCUCCGUUGCCAGUGGCCACUUGUACGAGCGAAUGCUCAACAUUAUGAUGGUGUCUGUCAUGCGCCACACUAAGCAUACUGUCAAAUUCUGGUUCAUUGAGCAGUUUUUGUCGCCAUCAUUCAAAGAGUUCAUUCCUCAUCUCGCCAAGGAGUAUGGCUUCAAGUAUGAAAUGGUGACAUACAAAUGGCCACACUGGCUCCGACACCAGAAAGAGAAACAGAGAGAAAUCUGGGGCUAUAAGAUUCUGUUUCUGGACGUUCUUUUUCCCCUCUCUGUUGACAAAGUUAUUUUCGUGGAUGCAGAUCAAAUUGUCAGGACAGAUAUGAUAGACUUGGUCAAACUCGAUCUUGAGGGAGCUCCGUACGGAUUCACCCCCAUGUGUGACUCUCGAACUGAGAUGGAAGGAUUUCGCUUCUGGAAGCAGGGCUACUGGGCAAAUUACCUCCGUGGACGGCCUUACCAUAUUUCUGCCUUGUACGUGGUUGACUUGCGCCGCUUCCGCGAGAUUGCAGCCGGAGAUCGCCUUCGACAGCAAUAUCAGGCCCUCUCCGCAGACCCCAAUAGUCUUGCAAACCUGGAUCAAGAUUUGCCCAACCAUAUGCAGUUCCAGCUCCCCAUUUACAGCCUGCCUCAGGAAUGGUUGUGGUGCGAGACGUGGUGCAGUGACGAGAGCCAGAGCAAGGCGCGCACCAUUGAUCUCUGCAACAAUCCCGAGACAAAAGAACCCAAGCUCGAUCGUGCCCGCCGCCAAGUUCCCGAAUGGACCGAAUAUGACGACGAGAUUGCAGCACUGGCCGAGCGCGUGAGGGCCGCAGAGAGCUCUGGCAAUAGCGAACAGCAAGCAGAGCCAGAGAGGAACACCAAGAGCCGGAACUUUGAGGAGUCUGUCCGCACCAAGGACGAGCUGUAA